UGAACUACUCUUUGAGACAUUAGUUUUUUAAAUUUUUUUUUUUUGUUAAAUAUCUGUUGUUGGUGGGUCUUUACUACGAAUCUUUUGUGUAUUGUGAGCUGUAAGAUCGAAUGGAUAAAGACGAGCUCUUCAAUUGCGAGAUCAAACUGAGAAAUGAUCCUCAGAGGCACAAGGAUAGGGUUUAUGUUGGUUGCGGAGCAGGAUUCGGCGGGGAUCGGCCUUCGGCGGCGCUUAAAUUGCUUCAAAGAGUCAAAGAACUCGACUACCUUGUUCUUGAAUGCCUGGCCGAGCGGACGCUGGCCGAUCGGUACAAAGUAAUGAUGUCCGGCGGAAAAGGGUUCGACCCUCGAAUAAGUGAGUGGAUGACACUGCUUCUACCUUUGGCGGUGGAGCGAGGAGUCUGUAUAAUUACCAAUAUGGGUGCAGUGGACCCGCUCGGUGCGCAGAAAGAAGUGCUAGAUGUUGCGUGCAAUCUAGGACUCGAAAUAACUGUCUCGGUAGCUCAUGAAGUUCCUCUUGCAAAAUCUGAAUAUCCUCAGUCAUCUGAAGGAUCUACAAAAUUAAGAGAGGGCAAGAGUACCUACCUGGGAGCAGCUCCUAUUGCUUAUUGCCUAGAGAAGUACAAACCACAUGUAGUCAUCACCUCCCGAGUUGCUGAUGCUGCACUCUUCCUAGCUCCAAUGGUCUACGAAUUAGGUUGGAACUGGAAUGACUAUGAACAACUGGCCCAAGGCUCUUUAGCUGGUCAUCUUUUAGAGUGUGGUUGUCAACUUACAGGAGGAUACUUCAUGCAUCCAGGAGAUACGCACCGUGAUUUUCCUUUUGAACAGCUUCUAGAUUUAUCUCUCCCAUUUGCUGAAGUAAGCUUCAAGGGGGAAGUAUAUGUAGCAAAAGCAGAUGGGAGUGGAGGUGUUUUAAACUUCAGCACUUGUGCAGAGCAGCUUCUGUAUGAAGUUGGAGAUCCUGGACGGUACAUUACUCCUGAUUUGGCUAUAGAUUUGAGUAAUGUGAACUUCCGCCCAAUAUCAAAUGACAGAGUUGUGUGCAUUGGGGCAAAGCCGUCAAGUGUACUUUUCCCUGAAAAACUUCUGCAGUUAGUUCCAAUGGAUUGUGGAUGGAAAGGUUGGGGAGAGAUCUCCUAUGGAGGACCUGGAUGCGUAAGGCGUGCUCAAGCUGCAGAAUAUCUGGUUAGAUCAUGGAUGGAAGAAGCAGUACCAGGAGUUAAAGAUCAUAUGAUCUCUUACGUUGUUGGAUAUGACAGCCUGAAAACUGGAAAGAUUGAUAAAGACACUUCAUCAACAGAAGAAGUUUUGGAUGUUAGACUUAGAAUGGAUGGUUUGUUUGAGCUCGAGGAGCAUGCUAUUCGCUUUACCGAAGAGUUCAUAGCUCUCUACACAAAUGGACCAGCUGGUGGUGGCGGUAUUAGCACCGAACACAAGAAAGAGACGAUUCUUCAAAAAGAACUGGUCGAUAGGGAAAAUGUUUUCUGGCGAGCGAAUAUGAAACGGACAAACAUUCUGGAUCAGCAAAACCACAAUGACGUGGAUGAGACUAGAGUUCAAAUCCUCAUCAUGGAACAAGAUAGCAAAUCAUCUACUCCAGGGGGCAAUCAUCUAUACAGAAAAGUGCUUCCGCCAGUAGCAUCUGCUGCUGCCCCAGCAAACAAGAGGAUUGCUCUCUAUCAAGUAGCCCAUAGUAGGACUGGCGACAAAGGAAAUGACUUGAACUUUUCUUUAAUUCCUCACUUUCCUACUGAUCUUGAGAGGCUUAAAAAGGUGGUCACACCAGAUUGGGUGCAGAAUGUUGUUUCGGCUCUCCUCGAUGCUUCUCUGUUUUCUGAACAUAAAAUUCAGCAAAGUGAAGAUCGCCUCAAGCAGGUGAGGGUGGAGAUCUACGAAGCUCCGGGCAUCCACUCUCUAAAUGUUGUGGUCCAGAAUAUUCUGGACGGAGGAGUUAAUUGUUCUAGAAGAAUAGAUCGGCACGGGAAGACCGUGUCUGAUCUUAUCUUAAGCCAAGAAGUUGUUUUGCCUCCUUGAUUAUGCAUGGUUUCUAUGCCCGGCUAUGCUUUCAACAUAUGCCCGGAAUAAACAGAAGGUUAUGUAGAUAUUAGAAGGUAGGCCAUGUAAUUCGACAUAACAUUAUGAUGUGUUAUGAAUUUUUUAAUAAUAUGGAUGGCUUAUCCAUGCGCA
Messenger RNA from Ananas comosus (pineapple), 2189 nucleotides. RefSeq lists its product as uncharacterized. The coding region runs from base 111 to 2036 and encodes 641 amino acids. The record is from RefSeq and is a predicted model, not a curated record. The transcript has 13 exons. NCBI's taxonomy places the organism in Eukaryota, Viridiplantae, Streptophyta, Magnoliopsida, Poales, Bromeliaceae.